This is a messenger RNA of Bursaphelenchus okinawaensis, 1468 nucleotides long. Lineage: Eukaryota; Metazoa; Nematoda; Chromadorea; Rhabditida; Aphelenchoididae. The record is from the annotation of a GenBank genome assembly.
AUGAAAACGAUAUCAGUGUUAAUAGCCCUAUUGCCAUUGAGUGUUAUGGGUAUUGGAGAGAAUCCGGUAAGCUUUUCAUUCCUCUGCCAUUUUAAACAUUAUUUCUUUUCUAUUCUUAUAUAAAUAACGUAAUUUUAAAAUAUUAUAAAGGCCGUAUUUUAUUCAAAAAUUCAAAUUUAAGCCCAAAUUCUAAAAAAUGCGUCAUUGUUUGUAAUGUUUUUAGAUGGACCUCCAAACAAUGGCGGGAGUAAUCACUGGUAUUGGGCACAUGUUACAGACUACAGUUGACACCCUGGAUGUGCCCACAGAGUUGAUCAUGGGCCGAUGGUAUCAGGUGUAUAAGGCGGCUGUUAACUUUGACAUGUACCGUAAUCAAAUGUACUGUCCUAUUGCUUACUGUAAGUUUUUAAAACAAAUAUUUCGAUGCUUAAAAAGUUACCGUAAGCUAUUGAAAUUUGCCAUGGGAAUUACUUUAGUAUCAGUUUUACGUUAAAGUUGUGCAUAAUGACACGUUUAAAGAAGUCACGAUCACACAUUCAAUCAAGUCACAAUGACACAUUAAACAAGUCAACUUGACACUUUCAUAAUGACGAACCAAGCUGUCAUGCUAACAUAAAAAAUAAAAAAAUCAUUUUUCAGUCAAAGAAAACCGUGUAAUGGGUGAAGACGGCUUCUCAAUUGAGGAAGCCUACAGAGUACACACCAAGAACGGACCGAUUGAAACCUACAAACGUGACUUGAACAAGGUCGGAACUGGAAAAUACUGGAUGUACACUGAAGAAUACUUCUAUCCAAGACAAUGUAAGUUCAUUUUUAAAACAAAUGGCAAGCACUUUCUUUACAAAACUCAAAAAAGGGAAUGCGCCGUAUAAAAUGUCCCCGCAGCCUGCACAGUGCGUAACUUUUUAGUUUCGUCGUAAAAUUGACAAGAACUUACAAAAUGAAUAAUCACAAGAACUUUCUUUACAAAACUAAAGAUGGCAUGAACUUUCUUUACAAGAUCAAAAAUGUAAAAUUUUAACCUAUGCCAAUUCACCCAACAAAAUCAUAAUUAUGUACCUUUUCAGUCUACAUCAUCAAAGCCGGCCCCAACUUUGACAACGAAACUAAGCCAGAAGAAGCCAAAAUCGAAUAUAUUGUGGUAACCGACGCCUCACGAAUGGGACUAAUGGUCUACGCUCGCGAUCCAAUGACCUUUUAUCAACAAUACAACAAAGAAGUUACCGAUUUCCUGGAAGAAGCCGGCUUCGGCGGUCGAAUCUUCUGGAACUCACCCCGACCAAUCUACCAGGGUCCAGACUGUGAAUGGCCGACUGAGAAGGAGGUGUUCGCCAGAAGAGUGCUCAAGAACCACGAGAACAACAUGAGACAACAGAACUCAAACGCCACUGAGCCUGGACCAAAUGCCUUCGCUGAUAUGCUAAAGAAUCCUGAAGUUAUUCUACAAAAGUUGGUUCAAAUGCACUAA